ACGGUGACGGAAGCGCAGCGAGGAGUUGUGUUUAUAAAGUCCUGCCCGGCAGCGACAUACAUACCGGUGUGAUGUUCUGGUUUUGUUGUCUAAGACAGUGUUCGCGUUGAGUUUGUCAAGUCGAGUGUUAUUAGAAACUCAGGCAGGCGUCGCUUUCGAAGAGACGGGUAGUAUUACGACAUAAAACCGAGCUUCCUGAACUCUAACAACGCUAAGCAGGACAUUUCUGGUUCACAUCUGGUUGAAAACUUAACAAGACUUUCCUGAGAUGUCUCUGCAGGACCAGAGCCAGCAGUGGUAUCCCACGAGUGUGCAGGUGACCGUGCACCAGGCUCGGAACCUCCGUGUCAAGGGCAAAGAUGGCACCAACGACGCAUAUGCCAUCAUCCAGGUGGCCAAGGACAAGUUCUCCACCUCGGUGUCGGAGAAGUGCGUGGCCCCGGUGUGGAAGGAGGAGGCGUCGUUCCAGCUGCCGCUCUUCCACCCGGGGAACGCGGACCGCUGCACGCUCAACGUCAUCGUCAUGCACCGGGCUCAGGUGGGACUGGACAAGUUCCUGGGCCAGGCUGUCGUAAACCUGCUGCAGCUGCACGGCAACAAGUCUCGCAAAAAGACAGAGUGGUUCAAGCUAGUGGACAAGUCUGGAAAGGAGGACAAAGUGCGAGGGGAGGUGCUGCUAGAUAUCCACUUCAUGAGGAACAACAUGUCAGCAAGCAUGUUUGACCUUUCAAUGCAGGACAAACCGCGCUCUCGCAUCUCCAAGCUAAAGGACAAAGUCCGUGGGAAGAAAAAGGAUGGCUUCUCCGAUUCUGUCUCGGCUAUUGUCCCAUCUGUCAGCCAGGUUCUCACAGACAGUGAGGAAGAAGCUGAUGCACAGUCACUCAAUCUCGCUCCUGGAGGAAAAAAGAAAUCAAAGCUUAAAUCCCUCUUUGCCCCCAAGAGCAACUUGCAGCGUAACAUCUCGCAGUCCAUGUCUACACUUGGGACACUUCCUGAAAAGAAUUCAUCUCUCAGCAGCAGCCGCUCAUCUGGCCUCAAUGCAGAUUCCCCUGAAGUUAAAAAGAAAUUCAAAUUUCUGGGACACAAGCGAACAGGCAGCUCUGACAGUAAAAUGUCUCUAGGUGCUUUCUCCCUACUCGGUCGCUCCAAGCAGAGCAACAGUGAUGCAAAUAAUCUCUGCAUAAAUGGAAGCCAUGUGUACGCUGAGGAAGCAGACACCAAGAAUGGAUCCACGCAUAGUCUGAACAGCUCAGGCCAAGGCUCAAUGGAGGAUGUCCGCAAACACACCUCUGAUGCCUCGGCAGAUUCCUUUAAAAGCAUACCAGUCCCCUCAUACAGGCCAGAAUCAACAGAUAAACUUUCAAUGGAGCAACAGCGCCAUCAAGAGGAGGAGCAAAGAAGGCAGGCGGACGAAAAGCGCACUGCUGAAGCAAGAAGGUUGGAAGAAGAAGAGAGACACAGAGCAGAGGCCAAGAGGCUGCAGGAGGAAGACCAGCGCAGGCAACAAGAGGACCAAGAGAGGAGGAGACGCUUACUCGAGGAUGAAGCAAGGAAGAAGAAACAGGAGGAGGAGGAGCUGAGAAAGCAAGAAGACGAGUGCAGGAUGCAGGAAGCAGCUGAAAAUCAAAGGCUUGAAGAGGAGCGUCAAAGAGUCGAGGAGCAGAAGCGUCAAGAGGAGGCCUCCAUGAGCGAGAGGCUGUCCUCUCUGUUUGGAAUGAUCAGAAAGAAGGAAGAGAAAAAGGAGGAGGUACUACAACAAACUACAGAGGAACAGCUACCCACCCCGGCCCCUUCCAGUGACCAGCCUGUAUCCCACUCGACAAACCCGUUUGAAGACGUUCCCCUCAGCUCAGAUCCCCCGAUCGCCAGUAAUGAAAGUCCAGCCGAUCAGCAGAAACUCAGCCGCAACCCGCAGACGCCUGCUGCCACGUUCUUCCUCAACCGCACAGCUAAGGUGUCUGCAGUCAAACCCAGACUGCCUCAAACUUCAGAGUCUGAACCCGCUGAAUCUCAUGCUGGUAGUCAGCGUUGUCCUUCCCCAACCAUCUCUGAGUCUAUCCACUCUAGUGCUCCAUCUGAGUCCCCUGAUACUUUCUCCAACCUACACUCAUCAUUGGCUCCUUCAAACAUUCGCCGAAGUUUGUCGAGUUCCUCUCGUGGCAGUACAGAGAAUUUGUCUUCUGUGGGAGCUGGAGGAUCUUCACCCACCAUGGCACAUCAGAAGAGAAGAGCCCCCCUUCCACCUUCAUCUGCUGAGCGUCCAGGGACCCCAACUGGAGGAUAUCAGGUCACUGAUGGAGAGCUCAAAAACCCUGCAGAUGGAACACAAAAAGGAAAAAAGUUAUCUCUACCACUUCCUGAUUAUGAAACCCUCUUUCCUCAGAAGAGGCAUGGGGUGCAGGCUCACAGUAAAUGGGAACAUAUAAUUGCUGAAGUCAAUCAAAGACACAGGGACACUACACCUGAACUUUUGGGUCCUGAGGUCAGUGUGGACGGCCCGGCAGAGCAUGAACUGGAUACUAGGUCUAGCGUAUUACAGGAAAACCCUGCGACGAGAAAAUAUCAGGAGACUAAACCUGCAUCAUCAAAAAAAGCACUGGCCCCUGCUCCCCCUAAACCAGUAUCUUCUCAAAAACAAAGCCAGAACACAGCCGCCCAUUCUGUUAUAGGGCCUAAUCCAUCAGCAAUCCUCUCAAAAGGAAAAACUGACCCCUCAAUCAACAGGAUGUCCAUCCACGGAGAUGGGAAGAUGGUGCAUCCUUCACCUGCAGCAACAUCGGCACCAACACAAACCAGCCAGAUUACAAUUGAUAGAAGUCCAUUGGAUGAUCAAAGGACAAUGCAAGCCACCUCAAACAAGGAAGUCCCCACAGCUAAACCCAGACAAAGACUUAGUGGAAUACAGGAAGCUCAGAAAAAUGAAUCUGCUUUAAAAAGUAAUGCCCAGACACUGUCCAGUGUGAGCAGUGUGGAUAAAAAUGAAGAUAAAAGCUUCACAAAGUUUGGUCCAUCUCCCAGUAGCAAGGUUCUUUCCACAAACCCACGGGAUCUGGGGAGGCAGAACCAAGAAGCAGAUGGCCUUUUUACUGGUAAUUUGCAGAAAGAGCAGAAACCUGAUGAUUAUGGAAUGACGAAGGACGAUCUUGAUAAAAUCUUCAGUGACGAAAAACCAGCUGGUUCCUUUGCUCGUUCGAAUAGCAGCAGUUUCAAGAAACGGAGCGACUACAGGAAAAAAGACAACAAUUCAGAGGAAGUUAGUCCCACUUUUCAAAGAAGAAAUUCACAAAGAGGAAAAAAGACUUUUCCAUCCCCAAUUUCCUCAGAUAAUAAGAUUUUCACAUCUCAGCAAGAACCAGCAUAUAAAGAGAAAACAUCCUUACCCACAACCGAUCAAGGCUUCUCUGUUAGAGAUGUCACCAACGCGUCUGUCACAUUACAGCCUCAUGCCGCUGUGAAAACUCAAAACAGAUUUCCUGCAGGAGAGGAUCCAUUUGGAGUUGGACAUUUACAUGUGUCUUCAGCUUUGGCUUCCCCUGAGCCCCUCCAUAUAGUGAUGGAGGAACCACCAUCUCAGGCAGGAAAUGUGUCUGGAGGAAAGACACCUUUGAGAGCAUGGGUCUCCCCCUCAGAAGGUCAGCCCGUCAGUUCUCAGAAUAGCAAUGGAGGUGGGCUAGCCUCAACUCCACGCAGGCCACAUCCUGUGAAGCCCAUGAGUGCGACUGAGAGCCAGCAUCCCAGCAACACCCCUGCUGCGAAGGAGAUAAAGGUGCGAGACAGCACACCUGGGAUAACCAAGUUCGUAGACUCGACGGGGAGUGGUCCUUACAGCCAGCUGACACAAGAAGAGCUGAUCACGCUGGUGGUGAAGCAGCAAACAGACCUGUCUAGGAAGGACGCCAAGAUUGUUGAGCUUGAAGAAUACAUAGACAAUCUACUGGUGCGUGUCAUAGAUGAGAAACCUGCUAUUCUGCAAGCCCUCAACCUUGCCAAGCCAGUGUGAGGGAACGUUUACUGGAGGCAGAGAGCCCCUCUCAAGGGCUCACUUAGGUCUCGCCUGUGUAUUCACUGUCUCCUGAGAGGAAAUACUACUGUCAACGGUUUGGAGUACAUGCACUUUUUGUUUCAGAGUCAAAAAGUUUGAGAAUGCUGGAAAAAUGUCUCUGAAUUAAGGAUGUUAAAUGAUUUAAAAAAAAAAAAAAGAAGUGAUCAAUCUUUAUAUAUGCAAAUGAAUGUAUUUGGCUUGACACUAAGGUACUGCAGUUUAGUACAAAACACUUUGCCUACUUAUAUAUAUUAAGAAUGUUAACUUGUAUGCCAUACUUGAUCAUCUCUAUUGAACUUUAUUUAAAAAUCCUUAACAUACAGAAAGGACUUUUUUUUUGUCAUCACUGCCUGAUUAAUCAUCUAACCUCAAACAGCUUUUUCCCGUCUGUGUUUGUCACUUUACACCACUAAAGCCUCCGUUUCUAUUGUCUUUUAUUGUCCUUUUGAUAAUCAGUUUCUUCUUUCCUGUCUCUCUAAGCAGUUAACAUAAAUGUUCCUUCUGUACUCACCACAGGAAGGUCACUGUCAUUCAGUCUUUUCUAAGAUAAUGUUCCCCUUUUUUCUGCAAGAACCUGUUAUUUCUGAAAACCAGCAGUGACUAAAAGCAAGCAGCUAUUCCUCUAUGCAUUGAACAGAGUUUCAGUUAUAUAGUAGUUGCCUUAGAUUAUUCCUUCACGUGGUGAUGUAGCCUCUGCACAUAACGAAGCAAUAGUACACAAUCCAGCUCUUCUACUAUUGAUGCAAGAAUUUGAUCACUGUGAUGUGUUGCAAAAUGUAUGGAAUGAAAACCAGGUGUAAUCAACUGCUUGUCAUGAAAGAAACCUUAAUAAUCAAACUUGUUUAUGUAUUUGUACUUUAAUGAAUGCCUUUGAAAACAAACGGGUUGAUAUCUUGGCUGAGGUAAAAGCAAUGUUCCUCUUCAGAACCUACAGAACUGUGCCUUCAAACUGCGUGUCAUGACAUUUAAGAAAAGAUUACUAAGAAGAGAAUUACCAGCUCUUCUUUUCCUGCAGUGAGGGUUGAAUGAAUGUAGACUGAUCUAUCAAGUGUUUGGAAAUAACACUACAGCUGAUGUAAAUGUCUGAGAGAUGUGAUGUGCAAGAGUUUGGUUUUAAUUGAAAUAAAGUUAUAGCUAUGCACCAGGUUGAUUUUAUCUUAAAUUAUUUACUUAUUCAAUAGUAUGAAAGAUAUAUUUCAUUUAUCUGAAUAAAAUAUAUAUCCAAAUGCUGUAAAUUGUCUCAU
This is a messenger RNA of Cololabis saira (Pacific saury), 5286 nucleotides long. It is a transcript of the gene rab11fip1a, whose product is annotated as RAB11 family interacting protein 1 (class I) a. The coding region runs from base 269 to 4000 and encodes 1243 amino acids. The transcript is spliced from 6 exons. Gene Ontology annotation, cellular component: intracellular membrane-bounded organelle. Gene Ontology annotation, biological process: regulated exocytosis. Gene Ontology annotation, molecular function: small GTPase binding. The record is from RefSeq and is a predicted model, not a curated record. Lineage: Eukaryota; Metazoa; Chordata; Actinopteri; Beloniformes; Belonidae.